AUGACAUUGCUGCAGAGACUUGAAGGAGAAUCACUCUGGCCAUUGUACAUAACUGCCAAAGGAGUUAAUGAUUAUUUCUGCAAUUUUAGGUAUAUUACAGCUAAUACUGACACAGAAGAACAGAGUUUUCCUGUCCCUAAGCCAUUUAAUACACACAUAGAGGAAUUAAAGUUAGAUGUCCUUCUGCAGAAGGCAGAUCACUUACGUGUGAAUGAGUCUGGAAAGAUGGAGAGUUUUGAACUACUUUGUGACCACAAAGAAAAGUUUAGAGAUGAAAUAGAGUUUAUGUGGCGGUUUGCUCGUGCUUAUGGAGACAUGUGUGAACUUUCUACAAAUGCAGAAGAAAAGAAACAUUAUGCUAAUAUUGGAAAAACUUUAGGUGAAAGAGCUAUUACUAGAGCACCCCUGAAUGGAUAUUGCCAUCUGUGGUAUGCAGUUUUGUGUGGCUGUGUAUCUGAGUUUGAGGGCUUACAAAACAAAAUCAACUAUGGUCAUCACUUCAAGGAACAUCUGGAAGUGGCAAUCCGACUUUUACCUGAAGAACCCUUUUUGUAUUACCUCAAGGGAAGAUACUGCUACACUAUCUCAAAACUCAGUUGGAUUGAGAAAAAAAUGGCUGCUACUCUGUUUGGAAAAAUACCAUCUUCAACUGUACAAGAAGCUUUAUACAACUUCCUUAAGGCUGAAGAACUACAACCUGGUUUUUCUUUGUCCAAUUAUAUGCACUUGGCCAAGUGUUAUGUUGAUCUCGGGGAAAGUCAAGAUGCUUGGAAGUUCUGUAACUUGGCAUUGUUACUCCCUGUUGUUACCAAAGAGGACAAAGAGGCACACAAAGAGCUGAAAAAAAUAAUCUCUUCCUUGAAGAGGUAAAUAAAAGAACUUACUCUUCAA
Castor canadensis (American beaver) is the source of this 891-nucleotide messenger RNA. The record is from RefSeq and is a predicted model, not a curated record. Lineage: Eukaryota; Metazoa; Chordata; Mammalia; Rodentia; Castoridae.